UAAGUUGGAAAAAAUCCCAAAGUACACUAGUUUUUAAAAAAAAUUCCCAAAAUACGUAAGUUAUAAAAAAAAUUCCAAAAGUACACAUGUUUGAGCAUCACCGUUUUAGACAAAAGCGGUGAAGGUCAUCACCGCUUUUGACCAAGACGGUGAAUACUUCACCGUAUUAAACUAAAACGGUGAAGUAUUCACCGUUUCAAACUAAAACGGUGAAGGGUUCACCGCGUUUGUUAAGAACGGUGAACACCUCACCGUUUUGGUUAAAAACGGUGAACACUUCACCGUUGUAGUUUAAAGCGGUGAUCAUUUCCCACGUUUCCCACCCCUGGUAGGUGAUAAUUAGGUCGCAGCUACCAACUAUUCACCGUUUGAGACAAACGCGGUGAUGGUGUUCACCGUUUUUGACAAAAACGGUGAAUAGUAGGCAGAUUUUUCUAUAUAUAGCACACCACCAGCAGUUGUAAAAACAUAACCACUCCCCUUUCUUCAAAUUUCAGCAGCCAAAAUCGAGCAUAAUACACAGAACAGAAAUUUUUCCGUAUGUUGAGACUUUUCGUAUUAUAGUCUAAUUAUGUUUUUAGUAGUUAUAGUAUGAUUUAAUUUUCGUAUUAUGUUGUUGUUAGUUAGUUGAACUUAUGUUCGUUAGUUAUAGUAUGAUUUAAUUUUCGUAUUAUGUUGUUGUUAGUUAGUUGAAUUUAUUUUCGUUAGUUAUGGUAUGAUUUAAUAUUAGUUGUACAAUAUGAUUUUGGUUAAUUUUACUGUCUUUUAAGCUAAUAGAUACUUAUUGUAAAUUGUAGAUAUGGGUAAAUUCAAGAAGUUUCAUCUUACUAUUCGGUGGAAUGGAAGGGUGACAAACUCUGACAUAGGCAUUGAUUAUGAGGACGGCGAAUCCAUUAUGCUGAAAAUUGAUUCCCGAUUCAAUUUUCAAGAACUCUGUGAUAUUUGUGCAUAAAGGGUUUGUACGAGCGGACAGACGAGACUUGGCAAAAUUACUUACCGGUAUCCAGACAUGAGUGCUGGCGGGGUCGUGUUCCAAGAAGUUGUCAUAAACGAUGAUGACGCGGUUACGAUGAUGUUACAGUUCCUAAGCGAUAACCAAGUCCGGCUUGCAGAGGUGUAUGUUGAGACCGAGGCGGUCGGUGAAUCUCAAACUCACCCGUAUUCUUAUGAUGAUGGUUUUGCAGGAGGGUACGGAUGGGGUGGUAGUUCGAGCAACUACCAAGGCGCUGGUUAUACAGGAGGUUACGGGGAGGGUGGUGGUUCAAUCAACUACGGUGGAGGUAGUAGUGCAGGAUGGGUGCCAUCGGAAGAAUACUCGCAACCUCCUCGACCAGCCCCAUUUGUUGAGGCCGAUGGUGUUCAAUGGCCUUCUUGGGGGCCAGAGUGGUCUGAAAUCGAGAAUACCAUUCGAUCAGGGCGUACUUCACAUGAGCGAGAGGACGAUGUUGGUGAUCGUGGUCAUGUUGAUCCUUCUGGCACGAGCUAUCCAUUCGAGUCGAGCGACGAGGAUACUGAGGAAGAUUUGAGAUCAGUGAGCGAGGAGGAGGAAGAUACUGAUGAUAACGAGGAUGAGGCGGCAUUUCGUGAGGCACCCACGCCAUAUUACACACAGGUUCCAACUCAAUUUUUACAUAGUCAGAAUGAUCCCCCCGACUUUGUCCCUAUGCCAGUGUACAAUCCGACGGCCAAUUUGGAGGUGGGUAUGGCGUUCACAUCGAAAGACGCUGUGCAGGAUGCUUUUACAGAAGAGGCGUUGAGGCGCAAUUUCGAGUGGAAGGUAAAAUAUUCUGACAGUAAACAACUACAUGUCAUAUGCAAGCAUGAUGCAGAGGGUUGUACGUGGCAACUGCGGGCUGCAAAUAUGAAGAGAAAGGGUGCUUGGGUCGAGAGGUGCGAACAUUGGAAGAUGCUCCCAUACCCACAGUUGAACGAUGAACAUCGCAGCACCAGCUUGCUUUGCCCCAACCUUCGAGCAAGUACACAGCUCCCGGUAUACGCCCGCUAGCACGGCCGAUCCCCAACUCUUCUCUCCAAUUGCAUCCCAGUCACCGGUGAGCAAUGGCAACCAUAUGCCUUGAAUCCACCGGUUGGACUUGUCGGGGAACAAAAAUCCACCCACCAAACCGAUGAGGUAGAUGCGGGCGUAGCGCUCGACUUGUUCUUCCGGUGUCUCGUCAUUGAUUUCCACCUCUUGCUGGAUGUGAGAUACCAGCCACGGGACCGACACUUGCCCCGCAUUCAACGGUGGAUGCCCCCGUCCUUGAAUUGGUGUGGUGGUCGGCAUGUCGAAGCCCAAACGAUCACGGAUGAGCGGCCCCCAACCUCUUCCGGGUUUGGUCGUGGAACCAAUGAUGGCAUCUCCAGAUAUAGGAAGCCCGGUGAGGAUCGCCACGUCUUUGAGGGUGAUCGUCAUUUCCCCCUCCGGAAGGUGGAAUGUAUGGGUUUCGGGACGCCAUCGUUCCGCCAUUGCCGUAAGCAGAUCGUUGUCGAUCUCAAUCCGCAAGAAAUGGCGCAACAUUCCCAAACCGGUCCUCGCUAUAUAGGGCUCCAACCUUGGAUGCCAAGCGGGCAAGUUAUUGGUCCCUUUAUGAACCACGGGAACAAGAGAUUCCUAAAAAAAAUAGGAAAAACAUCAAUUUAUUAGAUUAAAUAAAGCAAAAUAAAACAUUAGAAAAUAAUAAGAUAAAGCAAGUCAGUUCAUCAAAUUACCGGAUUGUUAUCCCAAAUGGCACGGGAGCGAUGAGCUUCUUGAUCGGUUAAGAGACUCGCAUCCCUUGGGCCAUAAUGGAUAUACAAUCGAGGAUCGUAUAUCUCGACACCCAUCUAUAAAAAAGUAAUAAAAUCAGAGAUUGUUUUGAUAAAAAAAAAAUCAAAUUGUUUCGAUUAAAAAAAAUCAUAAACCAAAAACCUACACGAAGAGCCUCUUCGUCCAUUAUUGGCGGAAGCCGGACAGAGGUUCGACGGGUUUAGAUUUGUAAGGGACGGGAACUUAGCGGGACGGGGGCUUUAGGGUCAAACUCUAGUAAUUCUUUCUGAUGUGGAAGAUCGGACUUAGCCGCAACCACAGAGCAUACUUAGAACGAGACUAGAGCGGAUAAAUUGAGGGAGAAAGAAGUGAAAUGUUUGUGGUGUGAGUUGAAAGUGAAAGGGGAAGGGUUAUUUAUAGUUGGGGGAAGGGAUCUGCCGAGAAUUGAAUUCUCCCAGCCUUCACCGCGUCCGUCAGAAACGGUGAAGGCACCGCGUUUCUCGAACACGGUGAUGAGGCGCGGAUCGAGCGACGUGGCUCAGCGUGAGGCAUCGGAUCUGGAAAGAAAACCACGAUCCGCGCCUCACCGCAUCCAACGGACACGGUGAACGCGCCAGCGACGCGUAUCGCUGACGCAAACAAACACGGGUAUUCACCGUGUUUGUCUAACGCGGUGAAUACCCCGCGUUAGUCCACGUCAGCGCCUUCACCGUGGAAGUCUAAAACGGUGAAGGCUUCACCGUUUUUGUUUAAAACGGUGAGGUAUUCACCGUUCUUAACAAACGCGGUGAACCCUUCACCGUUUUAGUUUGAAACGGUGAAUACGUCACCGUUUUAGUUUAAAACGGUGAAGUAUUCACCGUCUUGGUCAAAAGCGGUGAUGACCUUCACCGCUUUUGUCUAAAACUGUGAUGCUCAAACAUGUGUACUUUUGGAAUUUUUUUUAUAACUUAUGUAUUUUGGGAAUUUUUUUUAAGAACUAGUGUACUUUGGGAUUUUUUCCCCGUAAGUUUAGGGCCGAGCUUAGUUCACUCAUAGGGCUACUACUCGGUUUAAUGCAACACAAAGUAGAAUGGGCUCCCUUCGUAUGGGCUAUAGUACUAAACACCAAAUUAAGCGAUGACAUUAUAUAAUAAAAACCUCCCAUGCAUCGUCUAGAGACGCAUAAACAUUACAGUAGGAA
Molecule: messenger RNA, 3929 nt
Organism: Linum trigynum
Lineage: Eukaryota; Viridiplantae; Streptophyta; Magnoliopsida; Malpighiales; Linaceae
Source: the annotation of a GenBank genome assembly